ACGAUAAAACGCCAUUUUGCAUGUGCCGCUAGUUUGAACUGGGAAAAAUGCUAAACAAGUCAGGAAAAUAGUGAAUUUUCGGGUGAAAAUCCGACCGCUUACCGUUUUCCGGUGUAGUGCUUCUGGUGUGCUAUGGUGUGAUCGUGGAGGCUGUUCCGAACUUGGCCUUUUCCGAGUGGUAUUAUCAGUGCUAAGUGCGUAUAGAUGUUGCAGGGUGGUGUGUGAGCGAAAAAAAUUGGGCUAGUGGAAAACAAAAUUUGUGAAGGAAAAACAUUUUGAAAGAAGCUCUUCAGUAUCGAUUAGCAGAAGAAUAAUCUGGUUUUGAUAACGUGCUAUUGAAAAAACAAAAAUUGGUUAUCAAGAUGAUGUUUACGGGCACCAACCAGCAGCAGGACACGCGCUUCAGCGAUAAGGAGAAGAAGCUGCUGAAGCAGAUGAAGUUUGGAGACAACUUAAACAAGCGUGUCGACAUGUCUAAAGUCAAGCUGGAUGUACUCCGUCCUUGGAUCAGCAAGAAGAUAACUGGUAUGUUGAACAUUGAAGACGACGUCAUUGUCGAGUUUGUUUACAAUCAGUUGGAAGAGGAAAAGUAUCCUUGCCCGAAGAAGAUGCAGAUCAAUAUGACCGGUUUCUUGAAUGGGAAAAAUGCUCGCGUCUUUAUGGAAGAUCUCUGGGCUUUGCUGUUGUCUGCGCAGGAAUCUGAUUCAGGCAUUCCGGCGGAAUUCAUCGAGCAGAAAAAAGAUGAAAUCAUGAAGAGGGAAGAGGAUUCCAAACUUCUAGAUGAAAUGCGAUCACGAAGGUCUCGUAGUCGGGGAGGCAGCCGAGAUAGAGAUGAUCACAGGAAGUCUAAGAAAGAGGUUCGUCCGAUGUACAAACCGGAACCGGAAGAGUAUCUUGAUGAAGAGGAAAAAAUGAUUGAAGAUUUCAUCGAAGCCGAAGUACCUAUUUCCAAGGAAAAAGAGCCAAAGAAGGUGGUUGAAGAAGUUAAUCCUCCUGCCUUGAAGGAACCUUCUCCAGAGCGAAAUGAAAAGAAAUCACCGGAAAAACCUAAGGAAUCCCACAAAUCGGAGAAUUCGGAUAAGAACCGCCGCAAGUCCCGUGAUCGUUCGCGUUCCCGCGAUCGUCGUCGUUCUCGUGAGCGCCGUUCGUCGAGAGACCGGAAAUCAUCCCGGGAUCGGAAGUCUUCCCGAGAUCGACGACGUUCGCGCUCGACUCGACGGUCACCGGAUCGAACCAAGAAACGCAGCCGUUCGCCAAGGGACAAGCGGGACCGUGACGUGCGCAGUCGUGAUAAGGAUCGCAAACGUUCGCGCAGUUCAUCCCGCGUCAAAAAGAAUUUGGUUACCGAGAAAGCUGUUGACAACGGAGGGUCAAUUUCUAAACUUCAAUCCAAAUUGAUGAACAUGGCCGAGGGUAAGAAGAUUUCUCCUGCUGCCAAGCGUCGUAGCCGUAGUCGGUCCUCAUCGCGAUCUAGGUCUAGGUCUCGAUCUGUUAGUAAAAAGAAGACUGCAAGCCGCUCCCGUUCUCGGUCCAGGUCUAGGUCGAAGUCUAAGGUCCGCAAGGGCAGAAAGUCCCGUUCCCGUUCGCGUCGUUCCCACAGCUCGGAUUCAUCACGUUCAUCUUCCAGCAGUCGCAGUGGAGACCGGAAGAAAAAGUCCGGAGUCGUGGGUAAGAAACGUAACGGUAAAAGUCGCAGCCGCAGUCGGAGGAGCAGUCGCAGUCGCAGUCGCCGUGAUACGUCUAGAUCGCGAUCAAGAUCCCGUAGCAGUCGAUCGUCUUCGCGACAUACUAAGAAGGAUGACUUCGAGAUACAGAAGAAAGAAAACAGCAUCCAGAAGAAACGUCACUAUCGUUCGAACAAGGAUUCGUCGGAUUCGGAAUCGGAUCGAGGUGGUCGCAUGCCAGCUAGGAAAGGCGAUCGCGGCGGAAGGGAUCGUCGCUCCCGCUCUCGUGGCCGCCGCGAUGGAUCGAGAGCUCAAAAAGAUCGCUCCAGAUCCCGGAAUCGAUCCAGGUCAUCACGCAACCGGUCUCGCUCGAGGAAUCGGUCCCGUUCACCGAGGCGCUGGUCCCGAUCACCCCGGGGAGGCAGAGGACGAAACAAUCGCGGUAAAUUUAGUGGUGGCGGAAGAAGCGCCAGUGGGGCUGAUGGCGGGUCAAAUCGGCGCCGUUCGCCCAUGCGCGGUGGCGGACGUGGCGGAGGUGGUGGUGGCAACUUUGCUCCAUCAAGACGCGGCGAAAGCUCUCCACAACGCGAGUACAACCAAGGGAAUCGGCGACCUUCGCGAGAGCAAGCCAACCAAUGGCGUCGGUCGGAUGAGCAGCAGCAAGCUCCACCGAGGGCACCGAUGGGACCACCGGCCUCGAGGUUCGACGAAAGACGAGGAAAUAAUAGUCGACCUAAUAAUACUAAUAAUAUCAGCAGUAAUAAUCGGGAAAAUAAUCGCGAACAACCGCCGGAUCCUAGAAGGCGAUCAGGAGAAACGCGUCCCAAUUGGGACGAGGAGAAAAAAGGACCGCCGUCAAAGACGGGAGAUAACACUUUGGAUUCGGGUGAAUUCUGGGAUGAUGGUGGAAGUGCUCCAAUAAUCUUGGAGACAAAACCGGAGAAAAAGGAGAAGAAACCGGCUGUUGAUGUUGAUGUUGCUGAAGAAAGUAGGAAACCAUCUAAGAAGCACGAAGCGUCCAAACGGAUUGAACCGGCUAAAAAGGAUGUUGUCAAGGUGGAGGAGAAAAAGCCAAUUGUUAAAGCCAGGUAUAGUAAGAGUUUAUCUAGGACGCCGUCUCCUUUCCUUAAAUCGCACGAACGAGUUGUUGCUGUCGUCAGUACAGUUAGCGUUCCAACUACUACCACCGUUGUCGCCAAUACUGUAGUACAGAAAGAGGAGAGGCCUGUAUCGAAACCAGUGGCGGCGAACAAGGUAAAACAAGUAAAAGCUAGUGGUGGCAAAAAAGAUACUAGCGAUAGCGAAAGCUCUGAAAGUAGCAGUGAAUCCGAAGAGGAGGAGAAAGUCUCUCGCAAGAAGAAAAUUAAGAAGAAGCAAUCGAAGAAGCGUAGACGGUCGUCAUCUUCAAGCGAGGAUGACUCUUCCGAUGAUAGUGAGAAAGAGGAAGAGCAACAAAAGAAGCCCCCCAAACAGGACGUGGCUGCUGCGGCUCUCCAGGAAGAACGUAGGAAGAAUGCCUUGAGGCUGGAAAAAGAAAAAGAAGCUGCUGUGGCGGCAGCAGCAGCAGCAGCAGCCGCAGCCGCAGCCGCAGCAGCGGCAGCUGCAGCAAAAGCCAGAGAAGAAAACAACAAAAAACGCAAACGCACGAUCAGUGCCGAAUCGAAACAUACAGAAGAGAAAAAGGUAGUAGCACUAAAGGAAAUCAAAGCUAAGAAAGUAGAAAAACCUUCCUCGUCGUCGUCAAGCGAUUCGGAAACAGAGCGUUCAAAGAAGAAACGACGCAAGGAGAAGAAAAAGCGCGAUGCAUCGGACGGUAGCUCAUCCGAUUCGGACAGCACGAAGAAGAAAAAGCAUAAGAAACACAAGAAACACUCCAAAAAGCACAAGAAACAUAAGAAACACAAGAAGAACAAGAGCAAACAGCGUGACAGUAGCUCCUCCUCGGAUGACGAUGACGGUGAUCUGCGCGGUCCCGGAGGACCUGUUAUAAAUGAUGAUUUGGAAAAGCAGCUACGCGAACGAGCUCUCAAAUCGAUGAAGAAACAGCAGAGUAUCUCGGAUUGAGAUACAGACGUGUACGGUUAGCAUACACAGUUAGAGGUAGCAUGAUGGUAAGGUAAAGUUACUAUUGAGCAGAUUGCGUAGUGUUAAGGUGUAAAAGAAUAGUGCAGUUGUUUCUUAUUAUUUUCGAAAUUGUGUGAGUUACAUUCAACUCUCGAUUCAAACAGUCUUACAAAUCACAUAAUUGUAAUAUUCUUCGCCAGAGAUAACAAUUUGCAUCAAUUCACUAGGAAUUGUUGUUAGAUUUGUUUUUAUCAGAUAUUUCCCUGUAAAAGGUAUGAAUAGGUUUUUUUUUUACUGAUGACGAAUAUUAAUAUCAGCUUUGAUAUUGAUUCUAGCUAUCCUUCUGUUACUAUUUAAAUACUGCUUAGUUCCUCCUUUUUAUUUCAUUAGGUUUUACUUUACAAGUUUGAGAAGUAAGAUAAACAUACUAGAACAUCAACAACUGAUAACAACAUUUUCCUAAUUUAGGAUAAUAUUAAUAGCAGUCAUGAAAUAUAAAACAACAAUAUAAAUUAUACUACCGUAAAGUGUAUGCAUAACAUAACAUAUUGAGGAGUCAAAUAAAAUCUUGCUAAGUGUAACAUUCACAUU
Messenger RNA from Ochlerotatus camptorhynchus, 4319 nucleotides. RefSeq names its product Serine-arginine repetitive matrix 1 (gene Srrm1). Bases 363 to 3728 code for a protein of 1121 amino acids. Lineage: Eukaryota; Metazoa; Arthropoda; Insecta; Diptera; Culicidae. Gene Ontology annotation, biological process: regulation of mRNA splicing, via spliceosome; mRNA processing. Gene Ontology annotation, cellular component: spliceosomal complex. Gene Ontology annotation, molecular function: RNA binding. The transcript is spliced from 6 exons. The record is from RefSeq and is a predicted model, not a curated record.